This is a messenger RNA of Brassica rapa (field mustard), 1580 nucleotides long. RefSeq names its product zinc finger protein WIP3. Gene Ontology annotation, molecular function: DNA-binding transcription factor activity. NCBI's taxonomy places the organism in Eukaryota, Viridiplantae, Streptophyta, Magnoliopsida, Brassicales, Brassicaceae. Gene Ontology annotation, biological process: anatomical structure development; regulation of gene expression. The record is from RefSeq and is a predicted model, not a curated record. Gene Ontology annotation, cellular component: nucleus.
AUGAAUCUUGAUGAGAAAGGCUUAGGUUUUGAGUCCUCAAGCUUCCUUGCAUGGCUUAGAGCAUCUUCAAAUUCUUCUUCUCCUUCUGUAUUAUUCCGUACGAAGACACAAGAUGUUGUAUCAAGAUCAUAUCACCAAAGUCAGAUGAAGUUGGAACGAUCUCUAUUCUUAUACCAACCACAAGAACCACUCAACACAAACACUAUUCAAUGCUUGCCUCUUCUGAACAAGCUCAUGGAAGAUGAAAGUCAAGCAUCUGAUGAUAUCAAAGAAGAGAUGGAUGAUGAUGUAGUUACCCUCCGAAUAGGAUUGCCUACCUACCACCGUGGUAACUCGGAGGAGGAUGACUCUGAUACAACUUCUGAUCAUCAUCAGGAAAAACCCAUCAAGAGAGAGAUGACAGAAGAUGGCGUGGUGAUGAUGAAGAAAAGGAGAACGAUGAAGUUUCAACAGGAGAUGAUUGAUUCUGAUAUGGGAGUCUGUGGGAAGAGGUUUUGGAUACCAAGUCCGGCUCAGAUUCAUGUCGGUCCAAUGCAAUUUGCUUGCUCUAUUUGCAGCAAAACCUUCACUAGGUACAAUAACAUGCAGAUGCACAUGUGGGGACAUGGAUCAGAGUUCAGAAAAGGAGCUGACUCUUUGAAGGGUACAACUCAACCUGCGGCUAUCCUGAGGCUGCCAUGUUAUUGCUGCGCUGAAGGAUGCAAGAACAACAUCAACCAUCCUCGUGCCAAGCCCUUGAAGGACUUCCGUACACUUCAGACACAUUACAAACGUAAGCAUGGCUCCAAGCAUUUCUCUUGUGGUAAAUGUGGCAAAGCGUUGGCUGUCAAAGGAGAUUGGAGGACUCAUGAGAAGAACUGUGGAAAGCUUUGGUAUUGUACAUGUGGAUCAGAUUUCAAGCACAAGAGGUCUCUUAAGGACCACAUCAAGUCCUUUGGACUUGGACAUUCUCCUCACCCGUCUCUUUCUUUUGAUGGGUUUGAAGAGGAUGUGGAAUGUGUCACUACAGAGUGAUAGCCAUGUUAGAUACACACACCGGGUGACUGUGGGAAUCGUAGAUCUAUCGGUAAGAUCUGAAUUUUCCAACGUUGCUUCAUAACUAUGCACCACAAAUUAAACAUCUCAAGUCUACCAAAGAAUUUCUAUCUUGAAAAGGGAGAAAUUCUUUGUUAGACUUAGACUAGAUGUAUAAAAAAAUGUAGCUAUUUUAAACCAUAGAAAAUGAAGCAACAUUUUAAAAUUUAGAUCUCUUUUCUUGGGAUAUAUUUACGAUGCGUCUACAUGUAGAACCCGGUGUCUAUCUAAUACUUGAAAAUUUGAGAUAUUGGUUUUAUGUAUUUGGUGUGUUUAAGUAGGACAAUGCAUGUUAUAUCAUAUUUCUUAUUUAAUAAGGGUGUGAUAAUCACACUGUGAUUAUCUCUUGGAAUUUUGUGAAGCACGUGAAUUUUCUGUUUCUCUCACUGUAUUUGUUUGUAUUAGAAGAGAAAAUUGGUGUGCUUCACUUCAUUAUUGUACGAUAUUCCUCAAUAGAUACUCUUCCUAUAUUUUCUUAUUGUAGUCUAUCUUUUCAUUACAUAUCA